GACUGGCUCAUAUUUACAUAUUGCUUUGAAUAUGCAAAGCACUAAGUUAUCUCUAUUGGGAACAUUUAUUUGCCUUGAUCUGGCUGCUGGCAAAACCGAGAGCAGGGCUGUGUGUGUGACAAUGCCAUUUUAUGCCAGCCUCAAGUUUACACAAUUACAGUUUAAUGCCAGGGGAGUUUGCGGCUUGCUGAGCACUUUGGGACGGCUUCCAGAGCUGGUGAGCGGUACUUGGAGGCCAGGCACAGCGGCCUGGAACAGGACGGUGGAAAGAGCUCCCACUUAGGCUGACAGAAAUGGCCCUUCCUCUCUGGAAGAACUUAGUUCAGACUACAAAGAAAAGAAUACUACAACAGAGAAGGUUGUCACUGUAUAAUGGUGCUGAUGGCUAUGAAGAAGAAUUGAUAAAGAAGAAACUUCAACAGUUUUCUGGUGGAUCCAUCAACCUUUCCAAAGAGGACAAUGGCAUUGGAAUACUUACUUUGAAUAACCCAAAGCUAAUGAAUGCCUUUACAGGUACUAUGAUGGUAGAACUCCAGGAGAGGGUAACUGAACUGGAAAACUGGAAGGAUGGCAAAGGUCUUAUAAUCCAUGGUGCAGGAAACACUUUUUGCUCAGGAUCUGAUUUGAAUGCUGUCAAAGAAAUAUCCAACUCCCAGGAUGGGAUGAAUAUGUGCAUGUUUAUGCAAAACACCUUAACCAGACUUAUGAGGUUGCCUUUGAUCAGUGUUGCACUAGUUCAAGGAAAAGCUUUUGGAGGAGGAGCAGAACUUACCACAGCAUGUGAUUUCAGGUUGAUGACGCCUGGAAGUGAAAUUCGGUUUGUCCACAAGCACAUGGGUCUGGUGCCAGGCUGGGGAGGAGCUGCCCGGCUGGUGCGGAUCGUGGGCAGCGGGGCAGCCCUGCAGCUGCUGGCUGGGGCUGCCCGGGUGGACCCCGAGAGAGCUCUGAGCCUGGGGCUCUCCGAGGAGACGCUGCCGUCCUCAGACCAAACCAGAGCGCUGGGAGAGGCCCGGGCCUGGCUCAGUCACUACACAGAGGGUCCGGCCGCUGUGAUUCGGGCUGUGAAAAAGGUGGUGACAGCGGGAAGAGAGCUCCCACUGGAAGAUGCCCUAAGGACAGAGAAGGACAUUUUUGGAACUGUAUGGGGUGGGCCUGCCAAUUUGGAGGCAUUGGUUAGAAGACCAAAACAUAAAUGAUGGUUUAUGCAUAAGAAAUGGGCUUGACCUUUUUGCAAACAAAGCUUUCAGUAAAGCAGCCUUUAAACUGAAUCAUUUAAUGACUUGUCCAUUUAAAAUGGCAUUAACAUUCCUGCCAUUUAGGUCAGGCAGGCAUAUUUGGUGUGCAACCACAGAGAAAUCCCGGGCAGAUUCUCUACUGUGCUAAUCAUCCACUGAAUAGAGAUUAGUGAAAUUACUAUGUAAAGGUAAAUACUGCACUGAAAAUAGAACUAUAAUUCAUUUGGAAUGAGGCUGAAGAUUAUUUUAUUUGGUGUUUUGUUUUUUUUUAACUAGGAUGGAAAUUAAUUAUUUGAAAGUUGUGAGGUUUAUUCAUUUGUGGAAUAGGUGCAUCUAAAGCUGCAAAAUACAAGUUCCCCAACAUGAGACCAAUGUCUUUAAGAGCAGCUUGGAAAAGAUGAUUACCAGUGGAAGGAUAGCUUUUAUUUUUUCAUUCUAGUUAGUUCUUUGUGUUAUUGCUGAGCAAGUAUCCUGUAAUUUUAAUGGUGCUUUUAUAGGAGAACCUUUGUGUUAGUGAGAAGCUUCUAGCACUCAUUCACUAUCACUGAUUCAGGUUUUUAAAUGUAUUUUGGUGUCUUCUCACUGCUCAAGGAAUCAACUACCCACACAUGCAUCUGCACAUUCCCAUAUCCUGUACCUGUGCAAAGCUGCUGGCCUGGUUCUUUACACAAAGUCUAGCUGAAAUCUUGGAAGGCCAUGAUGUAUCAUGCCCUGAAAUGGCUUGUCCUUAGUUGACUGGAUGAUGUGAGUACUUCAGCAUUCUGUUAAGAUGUGCAUGGAUAUGUCUAUGUCUUUCUUCAAUGCAUUUUUACUGGUAGGGUGUAUUUGGGCUGACUGGAAGAUUUGGAACUCAGUCUCCGUUUCAUGCCAGUGACUAUGCAAGUAAUUGAAUAACUCAGUGGGGAAAGUUUUCUCUUUAGAAAUUAGAAACUGACACACAGUGCCUUAAAGAGAUGUAAAAAUAAACAUCUGUGAGAGAAAAACCAUACAGACAUAUCUGUGACUGAGAGUUUCCUGUACUGUUGGUUAGGAUGCACUUGUGUCUAAAUCCAGCAGGGGCCGAGAUCUGAGCCAAGGACCUAAGUACUCUGUGGGAGCAUGUAAAGAAGGAAGCUCUGGGCUGUGUGCCACUGACAUGCAUUCUUGCUCUGACCAGGCAUAACUAGCUCAAGAUCAUGGAACAAGCUCCCUUAAGAAAAGAAGGCAGUAUCUUGGAUGGAAAUCCAUGUUACAAUUUCUACAGUGUGGCAGGAGUCCUGAGUUUUCAUGAGGUAACUACAUAUGUUUGAGGACUUGGAGACACAUCAAUGAUGGGAAUUAAGCUUGGAUUGCCUGUUAAGAUUCUGUAGUUUUGAGCAGAUUCUGUGAUCUGCUGGAGAUGUUUUACUGUAUGGCUUUCACAGCAAUUAAUAUAGCCUGAAGCAACCAAGAGAAGUGCUGAGGAAAUGGAUGUGUUUUUGAGUUGGCACCUUAGAGAAGAUAAGGAACUUACCUCCACCCUGUUGAUCCUGCACCUUAAUAUCUGAAGCACCAAUGGAGGAAGAUUUCAAGUCUCUCUUCCCCAAAAAUAAAGUUCAAUUUUUCCUUUCAGGUUAGAGAAGAGACGGGAAUGAGAACAUGGGGAAGAGUAGUGUUUUGUUUUGUGCCUUUCUCCUCCUGGCUCCUUUUUAUCCAGUAGACCAGCUGUUACUCCUGUGUGGCUGGAUUCUUUCCCAUGCCCUAAAGAACGUCAAACCCAAGUGGAAAUGCUUUAGUAUAAUCAGGCAGCACUUGACUGUUUAGUAGUGAAGCUAUUUUACUUUUCAUGAAGUUUCUCAAGACUCAUGAGGUAUUCUAGACAGCUGCAUCACUGAACCUUCAAGGCACGCUCCAGUCUGUACUCAUCGAGUUUUCUGAAGCAAUAGCACAUAAUGUUGUUGUGAGUAAAAAAAAAAAAAAAUGUUUUAAAGGGCAACUGGUUAUGCCUUUGCUUUUAGCAAGAAUGAAAGUGCCAUUACUGUUAUUAUUUUUAAAACUGGUGUGGAAAUUGCUUAGAACCUGAGUAAGAUCCUUGAAUCUUUUUUUCUUUAGUGUAUUAGGCUCCUAAGUGUAUUCUGUGUACUGAGUUAUAGAAAUUUGAGAUGGAAGAAAUUGUAGGACAAGGACAGAAUCUGGUUUCUUUCAUAUUUUGAACCAGAUCUGUACUGGCAGUUAGUGAAUGCUAAGUACACCUGUGGGGGAUGUCUUUCCAUUUUGAUUUAUAAACAAUGAGCUUAAUUCUCAUUUCAGCAAAUAUAUUUCCCCAUCCACCCUCUGUGAUUUGUAUCAAAGGCCAAUGUUUGCUUCUAAGAAAUCAGGACAAAUAAUUAACUAAUAUACAGCAAGACACAUUCAGAGCAGUUUCAAAGAAGGUUAUGGAAACCCAUUUUGUUGGUAUCAUAAAUAUACCAAGCGUAGGUACAGGGCAUUCUGAAGAUCAUUGCAGGUUUUGAUCAAGGAUUUUGUGACUAGUCUAAUACCAUAUUCUCUGGUUUAUCUUCUUCUAAAAGUAAGCAGAGCCCUUCAUAGAAAUGACAGGCCAGCUAAAUUACGAGUGCCAGGGAUGAGAGAGACUGAGAUGAAAUGGAAUCCCAUUUAGCCCAUUUGAAAGCUAAAUGCUUUAUUUCACAGAAUACUUUUUUAUCAUCUAGAAGUGACAAAUACCUUUAACCAGCAAUUGAUAAAUGUUUUUAUUUUCUUUACAAUUAUUAAAGAUGUUAAGCUUCAUCUCAGCAGUUUUUCCCCCUUCUGAAAAAACAAACAUGCAUUAAAUGCGCAAAAUAAAUUAGAAACAUCAAAAUUGAUAGUCCGAGACUCCUAAUUAAAUAGCAUGCCAGCUUUUGUACUUCCUAGGGGCUAAUUUGCCAGUUUCCUCUUCAGCAAACUAAGUUUCCUAUUACAUUGUGAAAUGUCUGUCUUGUUUUUCUUCUGUGUACUGGGCCAACCCAAGGGUUUAAUAGGAGCGUGGAUUCUUUACUGAGCUUGUAAAGGUUGGAUACUGGAGAUCACUUUUAACAAGACAGAUACUUCUAUCUUAUUUGCUGCUGAUAGAAAUAUAUUUACUAGAUGGUCAAGCUAGAUAAGCAAGGUGUUCUUGCAGAAUGCUUGGCUCCCUAUCUGAUUUGUAUUUUUUUAGCCAUGAAAUAGGAUUCCUGUAUCUGGGGUUAUCUGUUCUGGAAAUUGAGAUGCUGUAGAUUUUAUAGCAUUUAAAUUUCCUUUUUCAUUUUCCCUUCUGCUUCACUGUGCAUUUCUCUGGCUAUGCUGUACAAGUUGAAAAUCACUUAAUGCAUGGAAUUGCAGUCAACCACAUAAUGCAGUGUGGCUUUGCUAAAAUGAACAGAGAACACAUUUCCUACUGAAAGUAAUGGUUUAAAUAUAAGAUGGGAAUUACCAGUUACUACUUUUCCCUAGCUUGAUCUGGGGAGUGCAUUUGCUGCUCUGAUGGUUGGCUAUUAAGCCCUCACCAGCCUUGCUUUAAUUUUAGUGUUUCACAGCUGCAGUUAGCCAGGAGCCAAAACCAGCAUCACGGGUGUGGGGCUGAACUCUCUACUUGGAUCAAAAACCCCAAGGAUAAUCACUGAUAGAAUUAUUUGUAGACUGUUUGGGCUGCAAAUCCUAAAAUUAAGUAUAUAGUGAGUCAUGUUCCUUUAUUUUAUUUCUUGCUUUUUUCAACCCCUUCUCACAUUAAGUGAAGUGUGUGCACAUAGCUGAUGUUCUUAGUGAAGGCUUUUGCAGCACAAAGGCAUAAUUUGGUUAGAGCCACUGUAUACUAACUCAAAUCAAAGUAAGAUAGCUAGCAACUAAGAGAGAAAAAAAGCAUUCCAUCCAUUUUCCUUUCUGAACUCCAUGUAAUUGGCUUAUUUCUUUAUGGGACUGGAAGAAGAUGGUGAAAAUCUGUGGUCAACAGCAUCUAUUUCUAGCUGAGAAUGGAGAUCUUCCUUAUUCCAUCCUACUCUUGUCUGCACUUUCCUGACCACUGAUCUCACCUGUAGGCAGAGGAGGAGGGGCAUAGCUUGUCCACGAUCAGAUAUGUCAUCCAUCAUUACAGUAAAAAGAUCAUAGAAGUUUAAAUCUACCAUUUUAGAAGUCAGCCCUUUUAAUUCCUUUCAAAUGGUUGUUUGCUUAAAGCAACUUAAGACCAGUAGUACCUAUGUAUCAGCUACUGUCCCUUGGUAUUCUGAGAUACAUAUACUAAGAAUAGGAGUUGAAUUAGCUUUAAAAUAAAGACAGAGUCCAGAAUCAAGUAAUGCUGUUUCUCAAUCUGAAAAAAUGUAGAAGAACUGCUAGAGAGAUAAAAGACAAGCUGUGUUUUUCAAGAUCUGGCUUUUAACAUUCAGAAGUCUGUAGUAAUGCAGCUCCCACGCUGCUAAUACAAGCACAAAACUGCUCCUUCUGUGCUGCCAUCAGUUUUGCUAUGAACAGGGGAACAGCACAAUCAUCCUUAAUAUCCAUGUCCUUUGUAAUAGGGUCAACUUUGAUAACUUACAGUCUUUUAUUUCAACAUUUCUGCUGUUAAAAUAAGGCUGUGUGUGAUACUUCUGCCUGCCAUCAACAGUGAAGUGAGUUAAUCAGCUCUUCAGAUGUCUGUGUGAGUAUUAAGCUUGCAGCUCAUGAUUUUUCAAUAAAAGACGAUAGUCCUA
Cyanistes caeruleus (blue tit) is the source of this 5893-nucleotide messenger RNA. RefSeq names its product ethylmalonyl-CoA decarboxylase 1 (gene ECHDC1). Gene Ontology annotation, biological process: fatty acid beta-oxidation. The record is from RefSeq and is a predicted model, not a curated record. Gene Ontology annotation, cellular component: cytosol. Gene Ontology annotation, molecular function: catalytic activity. NCBI's taxonomy places the organism in Eukaryota, Metazoa, Chordata, Aves, Passeriformes, Paridae.